AUGAUAUCCCAAAUGUAUUUUAUACCAAAAAAGAAAGUGCGUCAAAAAUGGGAUUUAUUUGUACUAAAUGUGAUUCCAUUACGUGGAAGUUCAAUUGACAUUCAUCCAAAUGCUCGAUGGCAACAGAAUGGUCUCACUAUUGCUGGAGAAAAUGGAGAAGAAAAUGGAAUCAAUCAACUCUCAUACCCAUUGGGUUUGUAUGUUGAUGAAGAUGAAACAAUAUAUGUUGCUGAUCAAUACAAUCACCGUAUUGUGGAAUGGAAAUGGGGUGCGACGAGUGGCCAAGUAGUUGCCGGUGGAAAUGGACAAGGAAGUGAGGCUGAUCAAUUGAAUAAACCACAAGAUGUGAUUGUCGACAAAGAGAGAGAUUGUCUAAUGAUCUCCGAUACUUUGAAUGGAAGAGUGGUUCGAUGGCCUCGUCGAAAUGGGACAAGUGGAGAAACAAUCAUCUCCAACAUCGUUUGUGUGGGUUUGACAAUAGACGAGAAUGGAUCUCUCUAUGUCGUUGACAAUGGAAACCAUGAAGUGAGACGAUAUCGAAGAGGAGAAUCUCAAGGAACAGUGGUUGCAGGUGGCAAUGGAAGUGGAAAUCGUCUCGAUCAACUCUCUUACCCACGAUACGUAUUCGUCGAUCGAGAUCAUUCAGUCUACGUGUCUGAUUGGAACAAUCAUCGUGUGAUGAAAUGGUUGGAAGGUGCAAAACAAGGCAUUGUCGUGGCUGGUGAUCAAGGAAAAGGAAAUGGUCUUACACAAUUGUCAUAUCCUCGAGGAGUCGUUGUCGAUCAAUUGGGCACUGUCUAUGUGGCUGAUGCAGGGAAUGAUCGAAUCAUGCGUUGGCCCAAUGGAGCCAAACAGGGAAGUGUUAUUGUUGGUGGAAACAGUGGAGGAGGACAAUCGAACCAACUCAAUGGGCCCAUCGGUUUAUCAUUCGAUCGACACGGCAAUCUCUAUGUCGUCGAUAACAGAAAUCAUCGAGUACAAAAAUUCAAUAUCGAAUCCAAUAAAUAA
Messenger RNA from Rotaria sp. Silwood1, 1008 nucleotides. NCBI's taxonomy places the organism in Eukaryota, Metazoa, Rotifera, Eurotatoria, Philodinida, Philodinidae. The record is from the annotation of a GenBank genome assembly.